CUGUCAUAAUAACCCAGCUCCCUGUCCCUGGCUAUAUCAUAUCACUCAACUACCCAGCUGCCACAAUAUUCCCUUCCCCUGGCCAUGCCAUAUCACUAAGCUACCUAGCUCCCAAAUUAACCCCCCCAUCUCCCUUUCACUCACCAUGUCUUGCUCACCCCAGUUCACUGUCACUCAUCUAUCCACCUGCCAUACCUCCCCAGAUCCCUGUCACUGUACAUGCAAUGACGCUCAUCUCUCCAACUGCCAUGGUUCCUGCGAUAGCUGUCACUGUCCAUGCGAUGGUGCUCAUCUGUUCAACUGCUCUGCCUCUGAUUCCUGUAACUCGGCAUGUGUAUCCACCUGCAGUACCACAGAUUCCUGUUGUUGGUCAUGCCACUGAGCUGAUCCUUUGCCCCCUCUCACUGGCCAUGCCGCGUCAGUCCGCUGCCCACCUGCCAUAGAACCCCCAGAUCCCUCACUCACAGGCCAUGUCAUUUCACUCCGCUAAUCUCUUGCCAUAAUACCACCAGCUUUAUGCCCCUCUCAAACAUUAGUCCUGCCAUGUCUCUCGGCUGACCACUGCCCCUCACAGGCACUGGCCAUGUCUUGUCACCUACCAUAAUGCCCCCAGCUCCUUGCCCUUCACAGGCACUGGCCAUGCUACAUCACAGCUGAGCAACUGCUAGCUUGAUGACUGCUCCUAUUUCACAUCAUCCGCAAAAAAACAUUCCUAAGCCUCUAGUAACGUUGCUUUAACAUCAGCUUCCCUAAAUGCCUCCCUACCCCCCCCCCCCCCCCCUUCAACUUGGGUGAAAAUAGACCUAAAUGUCUGCUCUUGCUGCCAUCUGGCCACAACAUCAUGGGUCGCUUUGCUAGUAGUCAGUUGUCAUCCUCAGUGACUGUGGCUGCUGUUGUUUACCCCAUCUUGCUAUUUAUCUCCAUAUAUUAUUGACCCAUUGUACCAUCAUCUGUACUUCUCUCCAGUCACAGGAAGUGGAAGAGCUGGGCAUGGAAGCAGAUGGGCAGAACAAUCAGCCGACAUGCACCGAAGGCGAAAAUCCAUGUUCUCAGGCUCCCAACAUCAGCUCAGCUCCAGAAGAAACCACUGACGCUGUCAGCAAUGGUGGGGACUCUGAGACAAACCAGGAGCUUGUGGAAGUUAAAAUUAUUUGGAACAAGAAUAAGUAUGAUCUGAAGCUCCCUUUGGAUAGCACAGGAGCGAGCCUUAAACAAAAGAUCCAUUCACUAACAGGUCUUCCACCAGCUAUGCAGAAAGUUAUGUUUAAGGGACUCGUUCCUGAAGAUAAAACACUACGGGAGAUCAAAAUGACCAAUGGUGCAAAAGUCAUGGUUGUGGGGUCCACGAUCAAUGAUGUACUGGCUGUGACGACCCCUAAAGAGACUAUUCAGCAAGAAGUAAAAGAAGAGGAAACCAAGAAGGAGCCAUUGUGCAGACAGAAGCUCUUUAAACAUAUGAUUAGAAAAAAAAUCUUGCCUAUUUUGCAGCAACAUCGAAAGGUACUGGACAAAGGCAAGCCUGAUGAUGUGAUGCCAUCAUUGAAAGGAGUGCAGGAACGUCUUCCCACUACCCCAAUAUCCGGUAUGUACAAUAAGUCUGGGGGGAAAGUCAGACUGACGUUCAAAUUGGAACAAGACCAGCUUUGGAUUGGUACAAAAGAAAGGACAGAAAAGAUCCCCAUGGGUUCCAUUAAGAAUGUGAUCACUGAGUCAAUUGAAGAUCACGACGAUUAUCACAUGAUGGCGUUCCAGCUGGGUCCUACUGAAGCAUCUUACUAUUGGGUGUACUGGGUUCCCGCACAGUAUGUGGAUGCCAUCAAAGACACAGUGUUGGGGAAAUGGCAGUAUUUUUGAAGUUACGUUCACCUCUGGCAUAGGACACAAGACGCUAGAAAGAGCUGCCACCAACCACGGCGUUUCCUAGCCCACAUCUGGCCACCCAUACCCAUCCUUGCAAUGAUACCCCAUUACCCUCCCUGCUCACAAGAAAGAAGCCUGGAACUUUUUAGCCAAUUGAAAGAAUCCUGUGGAGCAGAAAAGGCGACUUUUGUAGGAGCCAGAGGUGAACACCAAAAUCUAGUUUACGUUUUUAACCUUUUGCAAGUUGCAGCUUCUUCUCUGCAACUGCGUCAGCCAUAUAUCCAAAAAGCAAAAAUGUGUUGUUUUUUUUCGUUUUCUUUGUGUUUUUUGUUUUUUUCUUCCUCUUGUCCCACGCAUUUCCUGCCGGUAUGACCACCAGGGGAUCAUUUCAAUGUCACAAACGUUUCCCAAUUUUCAAAACUGACAAGCCUGCAAUAUGGAAAUCUGCAUCUGCAGAGGCUACAUGAUAUGCAGGCCACACUUCCAGGUCAUACUGAAAAAUCCCGGCUGUUUUUUCUUUGCUGUGUUUUUGUUUUUUAUUAUUUAUAAUAAUCUUAAUCUGGCAACUUGUAUUUUAUUUUUUUUCUUUCCUCCUUCUUCCAUCAGUUUUGCUUUCAGGGAAGGGUGUCAAUUAAAUCUGCUUCUUUCAUUUGA
Molecule: messenger RNA, 2514 nt
Organism: Pelobates fuscus (common spadefoot toad)
Lineage: Eukaryota; Metazoa; Chordata; Amphibia; Anura; Pelobatidae
Gene: UBFD1
Product: ubiquitin family domain containing 1
Exons: 7
Coding region: 991-1854 (287 amino acids)
Molecular function (GO): cadherin binding; RNA binding
Source: RefSeq, a predicted model, not a curated record